AUUGCUCUCAUUCCGACGUUACUUCAAUUACUUUUUACUUCCGGGUUGCACGGGUUUUAGGUUUUAGCAGUUCAUUUAUCAAGCUAAUAUGAGCUAGCCGCCUUUUUGUUAACGCCAUUAGCUAGUUUAUCUAAGAAAAAAACAGGAGCUCUUUCGUCGGGAAACUGCAUAACAACUGCUUAGGUUGUUUUAACUCUUUAUGGCUACAGUACAUGGACACUGAUAAUGAUGUCUCAAACAAGGGAUGUGGAUGGGAAACCUGCCAAAAGCUAACUGCAAUUACAAGUCAUCCCUUGGCAACUCCCUGGUGUUGCGCAACCGUUGCUUUUUCGCCACAUAGUCCAUCAUGUCGUUACCAAAGGAGUCGGGGAACAGAGGGAAGGAUCGAGAGAGGGGGGCCCGUCCAAAGGUGAGACAGAGCCGGUCGGAGGAGAGACGAGGUUCAGGCAGUGGACGGAAAGGCGGGAAGGGGAAGAAGAAAGGCAUCGCUUCGCACGAGCCAGCGGCCGAGAGGCCUGUCAGCGAUGGCUUUGAGUACGGUGAGCUGUUGAGUGACCUAGAGACCAUGGACCAGUCUUCCUCCUCACCUCUGAAGGAGAGUUGGAGAUGGCAGGGUUUGGAAGCCGCCGCCUCAUUCCUAGGACAGGAACGGGUAACGGCCAGGCCAGGCCAGGGAACAGUUAGCUCUGCUACAGAGAUACCUGCACCCGGCGAAGGUGAGGGCAGAGGGUCAAGCAGCAGUCGCACUCUCCGGCAAAAAAUCCAAGACGCGAUGGGGCAGUGUUUCCCGUUAAAGACGCACAGCGCGGCCGCAUCCGCGCCGUCUCCAUCUCCGCAGGCUCUUUCGUCAUCGGUUGCCUGUGCCUCCUCGAAGCGCAAGAUCCAUCUCAGCGAGUUGAUGUUGGACGACUGCCCUUUCCCCGUAGGAUCGGAGCUGGCUCAAAAGUGGUAUCUCAUAAAGCAACACACGGCCCCCAUUACCCAGCCUCCCGCGCUCGAUUCUGCGGUGGUGUGCAGUGCCCCUGGCGCAGCCACGGCCACUGUGGUGGAGGACGUCGAUGACCGGUUGCGAGAGCGCAGGCGCAUCAGCAUCGAACAAGGCGUCGAGCCACCACCCAACGCAGAGAUCCACACGUUUGAGGUCACGGCCCAAAUUAACCCCCUGUACAAGCACGGCCCCAAGCUGGCUCACGGUAUGAACGAGCUAGCCGUGGGCGACAGAGCCUCCGUUCAUCAGCAACAGCAGCUUCUCCUCCAAAGGCAGCAGCAGCACCAGCUCCUUCUACAGAGCUGUUUGGACACUCUGGACGAGGUGGUGGCCUCCGCAUCCGCCUCGUCCUCUGCGUCCGCCUCCGUCCAGACCUGUGCUCCUACCCCCGACCCGCUGGUUUACCCGGAGGUGACGGCAACCAGCGUGCCCUCCAGAGCCGCGCUUCCUCCGACCGAGGAGCCCAAGUCUCACGACGGCUACCGCAUACACACUCAGAUUGAUUACAUCCACUGUUUGGUUCCAGACCUGCUGCAGAUCACCAACCUCCCGUGCUACUGGGGGGUGAUGGACCGCUACGAGGCCGAGACGCUGCUGGAGGGGAAGCCCGAAGGCACCUUCCUCCUGCGCGACUCUGCCCAGGAAGACUACCUCUUCUCCGUUAGCUUCCGGCGCUACGGCCGCUCGCUGCACGCGCGCAUCGAACAGUGGAACCACAAUUUUAGCUUUGACGUGCACGACCCCAGCGUCUUCCACGCUCCCACUGUUACGGGACUGCUGGAGCACUACAAGGACCCCAACUCGUGCAUGUUCUUCGAGCCGCUGCUGUCGAACCCCAUCCAUCGCACGCAGCCCUUCGCCCUGCAACACAUCUGCCGGGCGGUCAUAAGCAGCUGCACCACCUAUGAUGGCAUUAACAUGCUUCCCAUUCCAAAUGCUUUGAAAAAGCACCUGAAAGAAUACCACUAUAAGCAAAGAGUACGUGUACGGCGAAUGGAUACCUGGUGGGAAUAAGAAACAACAAAAAGUACGGACUAAAAGAAAACGACAUUUUAAACGCUCCUCGGACUGAACAAUGAGUCUUGUUCUUCACACUCUAUCUGGUAAACUGGUGUAAACCUACACUGCAAUGUACUUAUUUUUUUAAUUCCUGCUGUACAUGACUUAAUUGUACGAAACUACACUGAUGAGACAAUAUAUAAUCUCACUAAUCUUGCACACUCAAAGUUCUUUACGCUCAAAUUAAACAAACUUAUUUAGAUCUGUGGUGUUCAACUAC
Molecule: messenger RNA, 2267 nt
Organism: Perca flavescens (yellow perch)
Lineage: Eukaryota; Metazoa; Chordata; Actinopteri; Perciformes; Percidae
Gene: socs9
Product: suppressor of cytokine signaling 9
Exons: 2
Coding region: 347-2002 (551 amino acids)
Biological process (GO): phosphatidylinositol phosphate biosynthetic process; intracellular signal transduction
Cellular component (GO): phosphatidylinositol 3-kinase complex
Molecular function (GO): 1-phosphatidylinositol-3-kinase regulator activity
Source: RefSeq, a predicted model, not a curated record